Messenger RNA from Colletotrichum truncatum, 105 nucleotides. RefSeq lists its product as uncharacterized. NCBI's taxonomy places the organism in Eukaryota, Fungi, Ascomycota, Sordariomycetes, Glomerellales, Glomerellaceae. The record is from RefSeq and is a predicted model, not a curated record.
AUGGGAAACGACACGAAACGAUACCCGGCAUUUGGGAGGAUAUUAAUUCACGCUUCAACUUGUCUCUCACUACCUGCAGCUGAUCAAUCCGCAUUCCAAAUAUAG